Messenger RNA from Spodoptera frugiperda (fall armyworm), 1266 nucleotides. Its product is annotated as androgen-dependent TFPI-regulating protein. The coding region runs from base 242 to 1153 and encodes 303 amino acids. Gene Ontology annotation, cellular component: endomembrane system; membrane. Lineage: Eukaryota; Metazoa; Arthropoda; Insecta; Lepidoptera; Noctuidae. The transcript has 4 exons. The record is from RefSeq and is a predicted model, not a curated record.
UCAACUAGUCGCCCUAAACCGCCACGGGAAUCGGGCGUCUAUUAGCAUAACAUAAUUUAAUUAAUAAUUAUUAUUUUAUACUAUUAAUCUAACAUAAAAAUAUUAUUUCAUUAUAAUAGUGAAUAGUGAAAAUAGAAAUAGAAAUAGAAAAUAAGUGAAUUAUUAUUUAGAAAUAAAAGUGUUAUUCUUAUUAUUAUAUAUUAUUAAAGCGGCGUAAUAUAACCAAUUAUUAAUUAUUAAAAUGGAAGAAUUAAUUUGGAAAAAUAGUAAUAUAUUUUAUAAUGUUCUGUGUUUUUUAAUAACGGAAAAUGAGAAAUUGUUUGAUAGAAGUGAUGCGAAAUUAUAUUGGACCACUGUGUAUCAUCUUUUUGGGGUCUUUCAUAACGUUUACAUAACCAUAUUUGCCGCUGGGUUGGACAUUAGGAGCAGCCCUAUUAUCGAUAUCGAUAAUCUAUACAGAUUUAAGGCUGGAUACCUGACUGGGUGGAACUUUCUGUUCCAAACGAUAUUCCUGACUAUGUCGCUGGUGUAUGACCUGAUGGAGUGGCUGGACCGACACGACUCCAGCCUCGGCAGGAAGCUGCGGUUCGCCAGGGAUGUCAUGUUCUCUGGUCUCGUGGUGCCUUUGACCCUGUUCAUAUCAUCAAUGUUCUGGACGCUGUUCUGGAUCGACCGGGAGCUGGUGUUUCCCCAAGUCUACGACCAGCUCGUGCCGUGGUGGUUCAACCACUGCGUCCACACCAACAUUGCCAUUGUGGUGCUGAUCGAAACGCUGCUGCAGGCCAGGAGACAUCCCACCCAUUAUAAGCUGGAGCUCUGGCUGACAGGCGGCGCUGGAGUGUUGUAUGCUAUUGUGUACUACUCAAUCUAUUUCUCCACCCACCGCUGGCUGUACGGAGUCUUCGGCAUCAUGACCUGGUGGCAAGUCUGCCUCUAUCAACUCCUGAUCUGGUCUUCCACCUUCCUCUUCUACUACAUCCAGUUCCCCAUCAACAGGAUAUUCCACCGAGAAGAUACUUCUACAGAGAAGAGUGUGACCCACGAGCCAAAGACUGGCACGCCAAACAAUGGCUAUGAAGAGCCUUCGUCUGGCGUGCCAGAGUCUUGGCUGAAACAGCGACCAAAAAGUCAGAUUGAAAAUUCUAGUUUUUGAUUUAGUUUACCUAGGUUUUGGUUUUAAAAUAUGGUUUUUGGAUUUCUCGCCCACCUUGAGAUAGUAUGCUUUAAAGAUUUGAGUAUAUGGUAUAAAAAAAAUGUUUUUUUUUU